This is a messenger RNA of Alternaria viburni, 684 nucleotides long. RefSeq lists its product as uncharacterized. Lineage: Eukaryota; Fungi; Ascomycota; Dothideomycetes; Pleosporales; Pleosporaceae. The transcript has a single exon. Bases 1 to 684 code for a protein of 227 amino acids. The record is from RefSeq and is a predicted model, not a curated record.
AUGCCACACACCCCCACCCCUCCAAUCCCCAACCCCCCACCAACGUUCCUCAACCUCCCCCGCGAACUCCGCGACAAAAUCUUCACCUACGCCCUCUCCAUUCCCACCCCCAUCGACAUCGGUUCCAUCCUCCCCUCUCCAGGCUACUGGCACGACCCCGUCUCCCACCCCCCAAAACCACCAACCCCCUCCCUCCUCCUCGCAAACCGACAAAUACACGCCGAAGCCGCCUCCAUCCUCUACGGCUCCAACACCUUCAACUUCCCACAUCCAGGCCAGCUCCCUGCGUUCGAACGGCAAAUCGGGGCGGAGAACUGUAAGCGGGUGAAGAGUGUGGAGCUGUGGGUUAGAUAUCCGGGUCCGGAUGAAGUGGUGUUUGAUGCGGGGGAAUUGGGGCUGGGGGAAUAUGAUAGUGUGCCUGAGCAUUGGAUUGCUGUGCUGGGGGAAAGUGGGAUGACGGGGGUAAGAAGGUUAGCUGUUGAGGCGGUGAUGAUUGGGUGUGAGCCUGAUAGGGUGCUUUCUGUGCUGCCUAUGCCGGAUGAUCUGAGGGAUUGCUUAGUUGAGUUCCUGGGGAGAGGGGGUGAUGAGGGAGGAGGUGGGGCACCGCGGCUGAGGCUGAAGGGAAUAAGCGAGGAGGAGAGGGGGAAGUUUCCGGGGGAGUGGGAUGUUGUUAUGAGUCAGUGA